GGAGUGCGUCUCAGUGCAAAGAGCAUAGUUCCAUGCCCACGCCUGAUGCUGGAGCUUACUGGCACUCCAACCAAACAUUGUUCACACACAGCAAGGACUCGGCACUCUGCUUGAAUGUUCUGCGAAUGUGCAGCUAAUACCUCAGGAGGUUACACUGCACUGCCAAUAAUCCAUAGUUCAGAAAAGCUGCUGGAAUUUCCGAGGCGAUUACAUACUUUAACAACCUGUUGUUACAUGGCAAUUUUUACAUCUUCUUCAUUUUUUGGCUUUCUCUGGGACUCUUUGUCAGGAUACUUUUCAUCAAUUGACGGUACAGUGCCUUAAUUAUUUUUAAUGAAAGUGCAACACUGUGUAAGCCAUUAUAAAAAUUGCAUUUUUUAAUAUACUUCAUGUAGCCUGGUUAGAGAAGGCUAAUUCGGUAAGAAGCCUAUUUUCACAGGUGCAAGAACAUUUCUUUUUCAGGCUCAUUUUUCUAUUACACAUCCAAGCGUUUUAAAGGAACCUACCAACAGCAGGAUCCUGCAGGAUCCAAUAAUUGAGAGGCCUUCGUUACAAAACUAUGGCAUUUAGUGACCUCCUAGAGCAGGUGGGCAGCACAGGACGCUUCCAGGUCCUGCAUGUGACCCUCCUCAGCAUACCUGUCCUGAUGAUGGCCAGUCAUAACCUGCUGCAGAACUUUGUGGCUGCAGUGCCAUCUCACUACUGCAGCGCGCACACAAACCUCUCGCAGUUGCAGCUGAGCCCAGAGGAGACGUUGCAGAUCACGGUGCCAUUAGACGACGCGGGGAAGCCACAGAGGUGCCGGAGAUACGUUGCUCCACAGUGGCACCUCCUGGGUAAGAAUGGGAGCUCCGGUUCAGGGGAUCUGGGAGACCUUGAGGAUGGUUUGGAUGCUGACCUGCAGGGAUGCACAGAUGGAUGGACCUAUAACAUGACUGCGAUGAGUUCCACAAUCAUCUCAGAGUGGCAUUUGGUGUGUGAUACGCGCUCUUUAAACCAAAUGGGACAAACCGUCUACAUGGGAGGUGUGCUUGUGGGAGCUCUUCUCUUCGGAGGUCUUUCAGACAGAUAUGGUCGACGCAUCCUCCUGCUACUUUCUAACCUGCUGAUGGCAGUGUCAGGAACAUGUGUUGCAUUCUCAACCUCCUUCUCCCUCUUCUGCCUGUUCCGGUUUGUUUGUGGCAUGGCUCUGUCUGGCCUAGGACUCAACACCUUCUCGCUCAUUGUGGAGUGGAUCCCCACUCGAGUACGGACUGUCGUGGGGACAUUAACCGGUUACUGUUACACGAUAGGACAGUUGAUCCUGGUAUUAAUAGCCUACUUCAUCAGGGACUGGAGGUUUUUAACCCUGGCUGUAUCUCUGCCCUUCUAUAUCUUCUUCCUCAUCUCAUGGUGGUUUCACGAAUCAUCAAGAUGGUUAGCCCUGAAUAAUAAGUCUGACCAGGCCAUCAAGAACCUCCAAAGUGUGGCCAAAUUUAAUGGCCGCGGUGAAGACGGAGAAAUAAUUGACAAUAAAAUGCUGCAGGAGUCCAUGAAGAAAGAGCUGUCCAGUACUCAGGGCUCCUACUCUGUCCUCGAUCUGUUUCAAACACCCACAAUGAGGGCAAUGACACUCUGCAUGAGUGCUGUCUGGUUAUCAACCAGCUUUGCCUACUACGGUCUUGCUAUGGAUCUGCAAAAGUUUGGGGUGGACAUCUACUUAAUCCAAGUGAUCUUCGGUGCUGUUGACAUCCCCGCUAAAGUUGUCGUCACCGUGUCUAUGAGUUAUUUUGGAAGGCGUCCAUCGCAAAGUGCUGUCCUCAUCAUCGCUGGAAUCACUAUUCUGAUCAAUGUAUUGGUACCUUAUGACAAACAGACUAUACGCACCUGUCUGGCUGUCCUGGGUAAAGGUUGCCUUGCUGCAUCGUUCAACUGCUGUUACCUUUACGCCGGAGAACUUUACCCAACCAUCAUUCGCCAGAAUGGCAUGGGCUGGUCAUCCAUGAUGGCUCGUGUAGGAGCCAUGGUGGCCCCUAUGGUGGUCCUCACCAGGGAUUACAUACCUUGGCUCCCAGGUUUGAUCUACGGAGGAGCUCCAAUCCUCAGUGGGAUUGCUGCAUUAUUUCUCCCAGAGACACUUGGCUCACCCCUUCCUGACACAAUACAAGAUGUGGAGGACAGGGGAUCUGGGAGAAGUUCCAAAAUGUCACCAAAGGAAACGAUAAUCUUGCAAGACACCCAGGCGGAUCUACUAAAGCAGGCUGCCUGAGGGCAUCUGUGGGGUACACAUUUCUGCUCUCCGGCCUGUUUAACUUUUUUGAUUUCUAUGAAGAGAAUAUUGUGUCCUACGACUGCUGGACAAAUGUAGUUGCGAUAUUAUUUUUGAACAGGUCAAUCCAGUGAAAUGAAAAGCUGCAAACAAUCAAACCUAUAUGUAUUUGUUGUAAAGAAGCUUUGAGGUCCUUAGUCUCAUUUUUGACCAACUCUGUUUUAUAUUUUUGAUAAAUGUGUAAAAAAAAUUUAUGAUUACUAUUUUCGGUCAGGGCAUGGCUAAAAAAUCCAGUGUGGACCUGCUACCUGCCUAUACCUCUGAUAUGUAACUGAUUAUUGUAAGUCGUUUUGGACAAAAGCGUAGGCAAAUUGAAUGUAAUAAAAAUGAUGUAUAUACAUACAA
Molecule: messenger RNA, 2653 nt
Organism: Scophthalmus maximus (turbot)
Lineage: Eukaryota; Metazoa; Chordata; Actinopteri; Pleuronectiformes; Scophthalmidae
Gene: slc22a6l
Product: solute carrier family 22 member 6, like
Exons: 10
Coding region: 560-2248 (562 amino acids)
Biological process (GO): transmembrane transport
Cellular component (GO): membrane
Molecular function (GO): transmembrane transporter activity
Source: RefSeq, a predicted model, not a curated record